UUGAGAAGCUGGGAUCCGUAUGUUGUCGCCCACUCGUUGCAUCAGAGUGCGAAAGCCGAACGGAACAAAAAGCUUACAAGAGCUGCUCUCCAUUGUGCUCAUGCCCUAGUAUCCCGGUUAAGCUGGGCAUCGACUAUGUUGCCCAGACGCAAUUGAUACAUUGGUCAAAUCAGCAUGCCCUGUGCUCUCUAGAAUGCGCACUCCUGCUGGCGAAAUGGCUCCAAGAGGUUACAACGGGUGAGCCGAAUCCGCCUCUUACCGCCUCCGAACAUCGAGUCUUGGAGUAUGUUGUGCAACUGGUGGCGGAAACCGAAUACAAAGUGAGCUGCAAGCAGAUACUGCAGGAAAAGACUCGCUCGAGCUCCAUGACCGUCCGGUUAUGGGCCAAACCAUACCAAUCAAGCAGUGUCUGGGAGACUGUCAACCUCAUUGGUAGGUCAUUGCAUAUCUAUCCAGAGCUGUGGAAGCCG
Messenger RNA from Cladophialophora yegresii CBS 114405, 470 nucleotides. RefSeq lists its product as uncharacterized. The record is from RefSeq and is a predicted model, not a curated record. Lineage: Eukaryota; Fungi; Ascomycota; Eurotiomycetes; Chaetothyriales; Herpotrichiellaceae. The transcript has a single exon. The annotation marks the transcript as partial.